AUGUCACCCACGUACGUGAAAGUCGACGGCCGGCACGGGCGCGGUGUCCGCUGGACGGCGCUGUGCAUCCACUGCAAGGGCGCCCAUCGGGCCCGCAUCUGCAAGCGCCUCCAGAAGGAUCUGGAAGCCAAGACGGCGGACAGCUGGCCGUUGCCACUGCCGACCUACGCAGAGUUGGCAACGUCGGAGAAGGCGCGGCUCGACGCGAUGCCAUGUGACUACUGCGGCGAGCCGGACCACCCCGUUGUUCGCUGUCGCGCCGUCGGCAAGGCGGUGAGCGCUCAAGCACUCCCAGCGACGUACCACGUGCCGGUCGGCCUUUGCUGCGAAUACUGUGCACACUUUGGCGCGUACGAGCCGGGACACCCGAUCACAGCGUGCCGGCUUCUUCUGGAGCACGCAGCAGAAGGCGUCGUCGCAGUGGACUUUGUUGCGCCGGAGCACCUGGUCAUCAAGACUGCACAAGGCCCGCCGGUGUACCGGGUCUUCGAGAGCCGCCCGGACCACACCUGCGAGUACUGCAGCGUAGCCGGUCACCGGGCGUGCGUCUGCGAUGAGCUGCGCCGGCACAUCGGUGCACGCUGCGUGCGGGCGUCGUUUCGCCUCAAGACGCGGACCGGCGGGUGCGAGGCAUGCGCCCGCCACUUGCUCGACUUCGCGUCGCACAGCCCAAAGUGGUGCCCCUUUAUGGGGCCCGACGACGACGACCAGCCCACACGUGCAACCGGCAAGCGGCCGUCGGCAGGCCAUGCAAUGAAGACAACCAAGAAGGCCAAGGCGUAG
Molecule: messenger RNA, 783 nt
Organism: Saprolegnia parasitica CBS 223.65
Lineage: Eukaryota; Oomycota; Saprolegniomycetes; Saprolegniales; Saprolegniaceae
Exons: 2
Coding region: 1-783 (260 amino acids)
Source: RefSeq, a predicted model, not a curated record